Molecule: messenger RNA, 1586 nt
Organism: Carya illinoinensis
Lineage: Eukaryota; Viridiplantae; Streptophyta; Magnoliopsida; Fagales; Juglandaceae
Product: patatin-like protein 2
Exons: 7
Coding region: 85-1287 (400 amino acids)
Biological process (GO): lipid metabolic process
Molecular function (GO): glycerophospholipase activity; monoacylglycerol lipase activity
Source: RefSeq, a predicted model, not a curated record
AAUCAACAACGUCGCAAUCUUUUCCCUUCAUUUUUAUUACCAGCAAAGUAAUUUGAGUAAUUACCCAUUAAUUUCAUCUUUUCCAUGGAAAACACAAUGUCGGUUCAUACUCAGCAGCCAACAUCCGACAACUUGAUCACCAUUCUAAGCAUUGAUGGGGGUGGUAUCAGGGGGAUCAUCCCUGCAACUAUCCUUGCUUUCCUUGAAUCCCAACUUCAGGAAUUGGAUGGGGAGGAAGCUAGACUUGUAGACUACUUUGACGUGAUUGCAGGAACAAGCACAGGUGGUCUUGUUACUGCCAUGCUAGCUGCUCCAAAUGAAAAUAAUCGACCUCUGUUUGAUGCUAAGGAUAUCAAGCCCUUCUAUCUGCAACACGGUCCAUCGAUUUUCCCACAGGAGAGUGGCAUAUAUGGAGGAAUCAAAACAAUAUUCAGAUCUCUGAUAGGACCCAAAUAUGACGGGAAAUACCUUCACCGGAUUCUGAGAGAGAAAUUAGGGGAAACUCGGCUGGAUAGUACAUUGACCAAUGUUGUUAUACCAACUUUUGAUAUCAAGUAUCUGCAACCAACCAUUUUCUCAUCCUAUGAGGCGAAAAAGAACUGUUGUGCGAAUGCUCGACUGUCAGACAUAUGCAUAGGCACUUCAGCAGCUCCAACCUACCUCCCUGCCCAUUACUUCAAGCACAAAAAUGAUGUAGGAAAUGAUAGUGAAUUCAAUCUUAUAGAUGGUGGUGUUGUUGCAAACAAUCCGGCUCUCGUGGCUAUAAACCAAGCGACUAAACAGAUCUAUGAUGCAAAUCCUGAUUUCUUCCCAAUCAAAUCCACAGAUCAUUAUGGUCGUUUUCUAGUAAUCUCAAUAGGUACAGGCUCAGGAAAGAUAGAAAAAAGAUACAAUGCAAAAAUGGCAGCCAAGUGGGGAAUUUUAAACUGGUUACUUCAUGGUGGUUCAGUACCAUUGGUGGAGGUGUUUACUCAAUCAAGUGCAGAUAUGGUUGAUUUGAACCUAGCUGUGGUGUUCCAAGCCCUUCACUCCGAAGAGAAUUACCUCAGAAUUCAAGAUGACACAUUGAGUGGGACAGAAGCUUCAGUAGAUGCGUCUACGAAAGAGAACUUGAACAAACUUGUAGAGAUAGGGGAGAAAUUAUUAAAGAAACCAGUUUCAAGGGUGAAUUUACAGACUGGUUUAUCAGAACCAGUUAAACACUGUGGCACAAAUGAGGAGGCUUUGAGAAAAUUAGCCAAAAAGCUUUCACAAGAAAGAAAGAGGAGACAGGGAAAAUCUACAUAAAUGGAAAAGUGAUGCAGAUUACUGAACUCGUCUCUAAAGUACUUGAGCUAUAAAUCGUAUCCAUUUCUAUAUGAUGUAAUAGUCAAAGAUUAGUUCAUUUUGCAUUUCAAAUUAUUCUUUUCGUCCUUCAAAUAAUUUAGUGUAAUGUGUCCCACGAAAGGAAAGGAAUUCAUUGUUCAAAUGAUUGUUAAUUUUGGAGUGACAAUGAAUAGAAGUUGUCGUGAUCAUUUUGAAAGUUAAUUUAUUUGAUGUAAAAGUUACAAUUAUCGUUAUAUGUGAUUGAAAAUGUUGGAUUGAAA